Molecule: messenger RNA, 3159 nt
Organism: Protobothrops mucrosquamatus (brown spotted pit viper)
Lineage: Eukaryota; Metazoa; Chordata; Lepidosauria; Squamata; Viperidae
Gene: SLC30A7
Product: solute carrier family 30 member 7
Exons: 11
Coding region: 140-1282 (380 amino acids)
Biological process (GO): zinc ion transport; intracellular zinc ion homeostasis; transmembrane transport
Cellular component (GO): Golgi apparatus; membrane
Molecular function (GO): zinc ion transmembrane transporter activity
Source: RefSeq, a predicted model, not a curated record
AGUCGGUGCUCGGGAGAGAGGCCGGCUUUUGCCUUGCAGGCGGGCUGCCUGGCCGACAAGCGAGAGUUGGGGGAGUCGCUGCUUUCUCGGCCCCUCACGCCAGGCGAGGCCCCGGCUUUCCCCUCCGCCGCUAGGAAAGAUGCUGCCUUUGUCCAUCAAGGACGACGAGUACAAGCCUCCCAAGCUCCAUCUGCUCCGAAAGGUCUCGGGAUGGUUCAGGUCGAUCCUCUCGGACAAGACGUCGCGCAACCUCUUCUUCUUCCUCUGCCUCAACCUCUCCUUCGCCUUCGUGGAGCUGCUGUACGGCAUCUGGAGCAACAGUCUAGGUUUAAUAUCAGAUUCAUUUCACAUGUUUUUUGAUUGUACUGCUCUGUUAGCUGGGCUUGCAGCUUCAGUCAUUUCAAAGUGGAGAUCAAAUGAUGCUUUUUCCUAUGGGUACGUUCGAGCAGAAGUAUUAGCUGGUUUUGUAAAUGGUUUAUUUUUGAUCUUCACUGCUUUCUUCAUUUUCUCUGAAGGAGUUGAGAGAGCACUUGAGCCUCCUGAUGUGCAUCAUGAAAGACUCCUUCCUGUUUCCAUACUUGGGUUGCUUGUAAAUCUGAUAGGAAUCUUUGUGUUCCAACAUGGUGGACAUGGCCAUUCUCAUGGUUCUGGACAUGAACACAGCCAUUCACUGUUUAACGGGGGUCUCAGCCAUGGCCAUGGAGGACAUGGCCACAGUCAUGAUUCCAAGCAUGGGCAUGAACAUGGACACAGCCACUCCCAUGGGCAUGAGCAUGAGCAUGGACAUUCUCACGAUUAUUGCCAUGAUGAUCAACCCAUUGAGAUGGCUGCGGGAUCCAGCAAACAGAUUUUAGAAGGUGUAUUUUUGCACAUUGUUGCUGAUACCCUUGGAAGUAUUGGUGUAAUCAUAUCUGCACUAUUGAUGCAGAACUACGGUUUGAUGAUUGCUGACCCAAUCUGUUCGAUGCUUAUAGCUCUGCUUAUUGGAGUCAGUGUUGUUCCACUCCUGAGAGAAUCCAUUGGAAUUUUGAUGCAGCGAACGCCUCCUUCUCUAGAAACUGCUUUGCCUCAGUGCUAUCAACGGGUUCAACAAUUGCAAGGAGUUUACAAUUUGCACGAUCCUCAUUUCUGGACUCUUUGUACUGAUGUUUACAUAGGGACUUUGAAACUGUUUGUAGCUCCAGAUGCUGAUGCAAAGUGGAUAUUAAGCCAAACUCACAACAUUUUUACUCAGGCUGGAGUGAGGCAACUGUAUGUACAAAUUGACUUUGCCACUAUGUAGCGAACCUCUUCAUCUCCUCUUUGGACCAAAGCUUUCUAGUACUGUCAUUUUAAGACUUUGUUCUUCCUUUGGAAUUGAAACUCCUGGUCUCCGUUUCCCAGCAAAGUCUCCUGCCGUGUGAUUAGCAGAAGAGAAAACGAAAAGAGGCCUCAUCUUGAAUUAUCUGGGAUUGACUUAACAGGAGCCCCAAAACUUCGUGGAUUCUUUGCCAAGUUUGCUCCUACCGACAGCAGACUUAUCAAUACAGAUGUGUGGUUGCAAUCAUUGACUGUGCUUUCUGUAAAGCUGCAGCUAUGGCAGAGAUUUCUUGUUCCCACAGAACCGGUAUUAUUGCAGAGAGGGAGAAAUUAAACAGAAAUUACUUUGGGGUGUAAUGUCACAGUGUUUGACAUUCUACAGCAUAACUGUUUAUGAGACUGUUUGUACUUUGCAAACUUAAUGAACCAAACCAUAUUGGGUUUUCAGAGUGCCUUUUUUAUCAAAGUAUCUGUCAGCACAGAUAGGAAACAUUGGGGAUUUUUAUUAAUUUUUAUGGCUGUGACUUGUACCAGUAAAAGUUUUUGCUUGCAAUUGGUGUGCUGUAAAUGUGUAAUUGAAUUCAGAGAUGAUGGCGUCCCUGUUAACGUUACAUUUUUAAGUUUCUCGGGGAGACGACUCUUCAGUUUUCAAAUACAAAGUUAAAAUGGAUACGCAAAACGCGCUUGCAGAAUGUUUCAUUACCGUGAAUUAAAAUCUUGGCUGCUAAUUCUGCAGCAUCCCGACAGUAAUUGGACGUUACUACAUGUAGCCAGCGUGCAGAAGGAUAUCUUGCAAGAAUGUCUUCUUCUGAUCUGAUGUCUUUUAAUUGUUUUCAUCAUGGCCAAGUCUUGCAGUAAAUAAUUAGGGUUUUUUAAAUGUAACUUUUAUGGAUUUGCCUCUUCCUGCAUUACCACUUCCUCUCUGAACCCUUUAUGUUGGAUACAUGAUUUUAUUUUGUAUUCUGUAUGUUUACUUAACAAAUUAUUUGAUCCUCUUACGAAUCUGAAUCCAGGAUAUUCUUCCCGCAAUUUCACCAUUAUCUGCAUUGACUUAGGUUUUAACAUUCGGAUUUUAACUGAACAUAAUGAGUUUUCCUAAACCAAACCCCAUAUUCAAAGAGGGUUGGGUUUUUUUCAUCAGUUUCUUGUAGGACCUAUAAAUCUUACAGCAGCAUUUUCUAGCACUUAAUUAUUUAGUGACUGGCUCUGCCAAUAUUGUCUGUGCUGCUAUUCUCCAUCAUAAUUAAAAGUUCUUUCAAAACUUCACAGGAACAUUCUGGGUAAUAUGUCUUGUGUCUAUAUAUCCCACUGUGCAAGUGUAAUAUUUAAAGGUUUCAUUUGGAUAGAAUGCCACAUAUGCAUUUUGCUGUUUCUAAUGUUGGAACUGAAGUUGAUCAGAAGCUAGUCUCCAUUUUAAGUUAAUAUGGAAAGCCCCAAUUCAUUGUUUGUCAAAUCAACAGAAAUCACUAGACUUUUUAACACAAUUGUAAUAAAAACUGUGCGAUGCAAGCAAGAUGAGCUUGCCUAGAAAAAUGAAGGCUAGCAUUUACUCAUGGUCAGAAAUGGUUUUUUUUAAAAUAGAAACAAUUGUUUUUUUUAAUUGCUUGCAUGAAAUUGUAUUAGGCAUCAGAAAUACAUAAAAUGGACCUGAAUUUUAUAUUGGAAAAAACUGUAGUGUGGAUUUUCUGUUUUUAUGGGAAUAACUUUUUAUUAUUUUUAAUCCCCUGGUUGUUAGAUAACCUUUUACUGGUGGUUUAAUUUCUAACCCUGCUUUGUUUUGCUUACUGUUAGAAAUGUAUUUUUAUGCAACCUGUAAUUUAAACCCUAAUAUAAGUUUUGAUUCAUUAUUUUUGCACAGUA